Messenger RNA from Pseudomyrmex gracilis, 1620 nucleotides. RefSeq names its product leucine-rich repeat-containing protein 52-like. The transcript has 4 exons. The record is from RefSeq and is a predicted model, not a curated record. Gene Ontology annotation, molecular function: protein binding. Lineage: Eukaryota; Metazoa; Arthropoda; Insecta; Hymenoptera; Formicidae. The coding region runs from base 353 to 1570 and encodes 405 amino acids.
UCAUUUGAACAGAGAGGAAAACAGAUCUGUUUUGACAAGAGUCUCUCGACUACUAUAAAUAUGAGAUUUAUAGAAGAAACGUACAUAAUAAGUAUCUAACAUAUAUGUAUACAUAAGCAAUGACUAAUUGUAUGAUACGUCUCGAUAUACACACUGCUUCGUCAUAUGCGUUUGUACGUAUAUGUCGGUAAGAUAAGAUUACGUCCUGGCACACGGCAGUUGUGAAGCGUGCAUUGUGAAGACGAGACGAUGUGUAUCAAACGCGAAAUCAUUACAUAGGCACCGAUAUAAUGCUCUAUAAAUCUAUCAAAUAUUUAUUUUUUUUCACGUAUAUAAUUCAUGCGGUUUUAUCAUGACACGCAAGAUCGCCGCAUCCUUGUUCAUUGUUCUUACUUUUGAUUUAAUUUUAAAUGGCGUUGCGCAUUCCAAAUGUUCAUCUUUGUGCGUGUGUGAUAUUUGGUACGGAUUGCAAUAUGCUUCUUGCACCGGGCGCCAUCUUUACAGUGUUCAUACCGGUGCUCCGAACACAAUACAAGCUUUAGAUUUGUCGAAUAACUCGAUAUCGAAUUUGAACAGUUACGAACUGGCAGAAGCAGGAUUAGUGAAUCUUAAAUACCUCAACCUUUCCAUGAAUGCGAUUAGCCAAGUUGAUCUGAAAGCUUUCGAUGGAUUAUCUGAGUUGAAGGUUCUCGAUUUAUCGCAAAAUCAUCUUUACUACCUCUUGUCGGACACUUUUUUAUCAGCGACUAGUUUGCGAAUUCUCCGACUGUCGAAAAACAAUUUUAAUUCUCACGUACCGAAGUUGGAACGUUCCUGGCUGACGGAUUUGUUUUUAGACUCUUGCCAAAUUAGUCAUGUGCCCGUAGAUACGUUUGUCGGACUCUCGCAUCUUCGUUACCUUGAUCUUUCGAAAAAUUUGUUGAUACAAUUGGAUACUGCAAUCUUCGACAAAUUGCAAUUUUUAGGACAAUUAUCAAUAGAGAAAAAUCCCUGGCCGUGUGACAGUCUCACACACAAAUUAGAGUUGUAUCUCAAUUAUAGAAAGAUACAGUAUCAAGCAAUAUGCAAAAGAGAUUCGGAACCGAAAAAGUUUGAAAAAAUAAUUGCCUACAAUCCACAGAUAAAGUCCGAAAAGUACCAGCCUUUUGUAACUUUUUUCAAGAAAAAACAAGACUCGAACAAGAAAACUAUGCUAACAACAAAAAAAACUAUUUUAUCCACAAGGGCACAAAAUACAACCGCAUGUAUCAAUGCGCCGGUCAGUACGAGUUUCACGAAAGUAUUUAAUGCCAUGUCGGCGUAUUGGUUCUUUGCGAUUGGAUUUUUAACCGGUAGUGCGUGCGGCAUGUUGGCGUGUUACAUUUGGCUUACAAGAAAGAUAACUUGUUGCCGCGGAUAUCGCAACCGACAAACAAAUGAUACUCAGAGAAUUUCGUUAUUGGAAGAUUCAUACCAAUUUGAAGAGUCCGUUUGCGAUGAAAGAAUUUCUUGUCCCGACACUCCACCUCCACCGUAUCGUGAAGUUAUGCUGCGACCAGGACUUUAUCGUCAAACAUCUGCCAUGAAUUAAAAUAUAUACGAUAAUCAUAUUACAAACAAUAAAAAAUAUGUUUAAAAUAU